AUGAGCAGGUGUGUUUGUGGCCAGCGGCAGCCUGAUCCGGUGUUUGCGGCCAGCGGCAGCUUGAUUCAGUGUGUGGCCAGGGGCAGUCUGAUCUGGUGUGUGGCCAGCAGCAGCCUGAUCCGGGGUGUUUGUGGCCAGCGGCAGCCUGAUCCGGUGAUUGCGGCCAGCGGCAGCUUGAUUCAGUGUGUGGCCAGUGGCAGCCUGAUCCGGUGUGUGGCCAGUGGCAGCCUGAUCUGGUGUGUGGCCAGCAGCAGCCUGAUCCGGUGUGUUUUCGGCCAGUGGCAGCUUGAUUGGUUGUGUUUGCGGCCAGUGGCUGCCUGA
Molecule: messenger RNA, 321 nt
Organism: Pelobates cultripes (western spadefoot toad)
Lineage: Eukaryota; Metazoa; Chordata; Amphibia; Anura; Pelobatidae
Source: the annotation of a GenBank genome assembly